GACCCAAGCAACUUAGGUGUUGGACUGUGAGAGCUCACAGUAGCAGCAGGGGCAGCCUACAAAGGAGGGCUUGAGAACUGAGUGGUAUUCUUCAAGCCUUCUGUGUAAAAGCUAGGUUAGGGCUGGAAAGCAAACUCAGCUGUCACUCUGCUGCAUUCCAGGCAUUCCCAAGGACUUCUAAAACAGACAGAGAAAAGCCUUGGGAGGGAAAGCAUUUGAAGAUUAAUUUUUAACAAGAGAUUUCACCUUAAAACUGGGAACAUGUUUUCUGGAUUUCAGUACAGCCUCUUUCUGUUCCUGUGUCUCACAGCAUGUCAGGAGUCUCAGGCUUCCCAGAAUUGUCUCAACAAACAGCAACUGCUGACUGCCAUUCGCCAAAUGCAGCAGUUCUUGAAGGGGCAGGAAACGCGGUUUGCAGAGGGAGUGCGCAUGGUGAAAAACCGGCUGACGGCACUGCAAAACUCCGUGACCAAAGCCGCCCCAGACCUACCAACUGUGUCCUGUCCUGCACUGGAAGCCCCUAUGGAUGGCAAAAAAUUUGGUACCAAGUACUUGGUGGACCAUGAAGUCCAUUUCACCUGCAAACCUGGUUUUCAGCUCAUUGGUUCCAGCACUCGAGUGUGUCAAGCAAAUGGCAGCUGGACUGGAGAGGAACCUCAAUGCAAAGAUGUCAGCAAAUGCUCUAGUCACCCCUGCCAGAAUGGUGGAACAUGUAUGGAAGGAGUAAACCAGUACAAAUGCAUUUGUCCUCCAGACUGGACUGGAGCCAACUGCCAGUACCAGACACAAACAGCGCCACCUUCAUGGAGUGUUACAAAUGACCCUGCUUUCAGUCGUAAGCCACGCUGUGCCAAAAUUGACAGGACACAGCACUGUAGCUGUGAGGCAGGUUUCCACAUGAGUGGCACAGCAGACAAUAGCAUUUGUCAAGAUGUGAAUGAAUGUGAGGUCUACAAGCUGGAUGGAGCUCCACGCCUGUGUAUGCAUAACUGCAUCAACAUUCCUGGCUCUUACCGCUGCUCCUGCCCCAGUGGAUACAACAUACUUGGUGAUGGGAAAAGCUGUGAAGAUAUAGAUGAGUGUGCCCUGUCCCAGCACAACUGCUCAAAGGGCACAACAUGCAUUAAUACUGGAGGAGGCUUCCAGUGUGUUAGCUCUGAGUGUCCUAAGUCUAGUGGCAAUGUCAGCUAUGUGAAAACAUCACCAUUCCAGUGUGAACGCAAUCCCUGCCCAAUGGACAGUAGAUCGUGUCAUCACGCCCCAAAGACCAUCUCUUUCCACUACCUGCCUCUGCCUUCCAACCUGAUCACUCCCACCCCACUUUUCCGUAUGGCGACUGCCUCAGCUCCGGGACGGCCUGGACCUGACAGCUUGCGCUUUGGGAUUGUGGGAGGCAACAACCGAGGGCACUUUGUGAUGCAGCGCUCAGACAGGCAGACAGGAGAGCUCAUCCUUGUACAAAGCAUGAAAGGACCCCAGACAGUGGAGGUGGAUGUUGACAUGUCAGAGUACCUGGAUCGCACCUUCCAGGCCAAGCAUGUUUCCAAAAUUACAGUUUUUGUGUCUCCCUACGAGUUCUAAAGAAAGCAGCUCAUGAAAGCAAGGAAAUCAACAGCUCAUGGACUGUUCCUCCUCAUCCAUCACUUUCUUUUAGUACAGACUCUUUUAGAAACUUCCUCUGUUUCUAACUAGUGAUCCAGGCCCUGUGAGAGCACCUGUAGCCACCAAAAGGCAACCAUACUGCAACUACUCCAAGAAACAUGAGCUUAAAAACUAGUAUCAAGCAAUGAUAUCAACCAAAUUACUCUGGUAGUUACAAGGGUAUUUUCUGCAAUCAUCUCAUAAAUUUACUCUUUUGUAGUAAAGAGUUUCCAAGUUUCCAAGUUUUGACUUUGGAUACUUUACAUUUUUUACCAUCUUCCAUAGAUCUAUGCUUGUAGGAACACUAACUCUAAUCAGAUGAGUAUACCAAUGAAAGCCAGAUUCUAUCAGAUACACUAACCUCCCUGUAGCUAAAUAUUUUUCCCUCUGGAUUUGGGAUUUUUUUUCUUUUUGGCUCUGUCUCCUGACUGGUUUUACACCCACAUAUAUGAAAAACAGCAAAUGAAGUGUGAAUGAACUCAUGUGCUCGCCAGCAACAAGCAGCUGCUCCGUCGCAGAAGUCUGGCAUGCUCUGUAGCAACGGGCCACACACCCAACAGAAUUAUCAGGAAACCAUAGCAAUUUAUCAUCCUCCCCACUAACCUCCAGGAAACACAGUGCUGAGAUCUAGAUUGGAAAACACGUGCUGGUGAGUAAUCUGUGGGCAAAUGAGUGUGCUGAAGCCUUGUUUGUCUUCAUCCCGCCCCUCACAGAGAUGUCUGUUGCAUUCAGAUCAGUACAGUGAUGAGGAUGUAAAUUAAAUACAGCCCUGAAGAGUUGUUUAGAAAACCAGCAUGUUGAAUCAGUAUUGCCCAUAAGCAGUACUGUCUUCAGGCAUGAGCCCCUGGGAUCCAAGUCUUGUGUCUCUGUAUGAAAGGACUCCAAGACCCAUCAGCUAGUACAAAGAGAAGGCACAUGUGACGUGUAUCUCUGCAUGGGGUGCAACCUAUCAGGAGCACAACACAGAGAGACUACAUGCACCCAGACAUACCAACCUCCAAAUACACCAUCGUGCAAAACACUAACUAUUCCUGCCUGCACAGUCACACAAAAUCAGCACAAUAACUACCAUAGGGUUACUUGCAUAGAGGCCCCGAACUGGCAGUGUGCCCACGGCCUCAAAAAUCCUAAAACAACCAUGCAUGCAAGAGCAGAUGGCACAACCUGAACCAGUGUUGCAUAGGUUUUUCCACAACACAGCUCAGUCCUUCUGGUGAUAAUACCACUGUUAUUCUGGGCCUGGGUUUGUUUCGGCUGAGCACAGCUGACCAAGUACUUGUUCAUUUUCCUCUUCCAAUCAGUGGAAAGAAUUCCACCUAUUUAAUGGUGCAGGGUUAAAUUUCAAGUGUUUUCAACUGUACCAAAAUCUGUGGAAGUUCUGUGGCAUGUGUGGUUUUUCCAUGGGAUAAGUGAAGGCUACCAAAUGCCUUCCACUGGUAACAUAUACAGAUUUAAAACAUAAGUCUGGGGCUUUAGCAAACUACAAUACCUAGCUCUCAAUCUACUUGACAUGGCUCCAAAAUAAUCCAGACUGAUAACUAAUCCAUAACAGUAGAAUGCUACAGUAGAGUAAAAUCCAUCAAGUGCCUCCCCCAGAGGAAUAAAUGAUUGGGGCUUGAUUACCAUCUGAUGUAUACCAUUUGCUGUAAGUUAAAGUUCAAAAAAGUCCAUUCUAGACUCUGUCAUGAGCUACUUUCAUAACAAGAACUUUCAGAAUAAGACUACCUUUCAAAUUAUAUUUAUAAGAAAGUGAUUAAGGCUUAAAUUCCUCUUAUGAAAAAAGUCUUGUUGGGAUUUUUACAGAUAGGCUUUCUAUAGAAAUAUUAGACCUUACCAUAGGAUUUAAUGGGGAAGUUUGGCCCUGCUUGAGAAGUAUGUUGGAUGGGUCUAAAAAUACUGAAAGGCUUUCGUUCGCAAUUGGAGUCCAUGGAACAGAUUCUGAAUUAGUCUCAAUGAGUACAGUGACAAUGACUUCACAAAAGUUCCUCCAAAUUUGUACCGGUGUCAGUAUCAUCAGAAUUUAGCUUACUACUUCUGUUCUUUAAAUGUCCUUUCUUAUUAGCUGAGUAUAAAAGCAGACAUUUUUGUGGCAAUAACAAGCCCUGCCCAGGAUGUUGCGUUUUGAAUACAGAAUACUGUAUAUUAUCUUAAAAUAUUUGGGACAAGUUCUGUUCCUAGUUUCACUUGUGCAGCCACUGAGACAUGCAUAGGUCAAAAUCACCUAUGGAACAAACCACUGGAAUCAUCCAAGGAGGAAGUUGGCCCAGUGUGUUUGCACACCAAGUUUCUGAUAGUAAAGGUUAGUGCCUUGCAUUUGGUUGCUGUAAAUCCUUUCUAACCCCACUCUCAUCAUCACUGUAGUCCUUCCACACAGCUUAAAGGGCUGUUUCUCAAGAUUCCUUCAUGAACAGGAAGAUGCAUGUGUGCUUCUUUAUAUAACCAGUACACUCUGAUGAUGACUGAUCCAUGCUUCUUCAUUUUGUUAUUUAGCAUCACAUUGCUUUGCAGUAGACACAUGAAGAAGAUUACAGUCUUUCUUUUCUCUCAUGAAUAUACAGGAGGCUCUUACACUGAAUACUUGUUCAUGGUUGGUAGGAAUUUCCCACAGCGUUCAUCGCUGUACAUUCACAGGAGAAUGGAACCCACAGUCUUUACUCCCAAUUGGAAGCUGAUCUAACCCCACUGAAGUUAACUGGAUUCUUUCCACUGACUUCAGUGAGUUUUGGAUCAAGAUCCCGGUGCACUGUACUGCAAGUAACCCAACAGCAGUCACUAGUAGCACCCUGAGCAUUUCUCUCCCCUGGCCCCUGAUAGCAACAUUGGAUCAGAUAUGCAACUGGCACAGAUCACCAUGGCUCCGUUGCUGUGCCGGACAACACCCAAUGAGAAUCUGGCCCACUCUCUCUGCACAGUUCUGAAAUAGUCUAUGAAUGGGGUUGGAAAUCUAAAUCCAUAUGAAAUAAGGGUGUUACUUUGUAGGUUCCACAGCAGUCACACAAUACCUCUCAGGCACAAACCUUCACAGCUAUGAUGUGCACAAAUACAACCAAUCAAAGAUGGGUUAGUGCAAAAUGUUUGGAGACAUCCAGGGGCAUCAGUCUGUCAGUGUAAGCAGAGGCACACAGCUCAUAGUAAGGAGUUGAACCUCCCCAGCAAGGUUCUGGGAGCACUCCAACCCAAAGGUACAGCCAGAAAGCAGCACUGGGCCCAGAACAAAAAGUUGAGCAGUCCUUGAAUCCCCCUAAGCCUAGACAAUUCACUGGUGCUCCUUUCCUGCACAAGGGCACAAAAGGAGCUUUUGCUUGGAGCUGUGAAGUGCACUCCGGCCUUGUAAAAGCAACAUCAUAUUAUUUUUCAUAUAUUUAUAUAUUUCAUAUCUGUCAUAUAUUUAUGACAAUGAACAAAGCAGAGACUAGAGUAGUAGGUUGACUCUAAUACAGUGGUUUUCAGUCUUUUUAGAUCUGAGGCACCCUUCCAUGAUGUGCACAGGGAUCAAACUGGGUCACAUAUUUGGAAAUUGGGAGACAGUUUGUUGAUUCGCAAAGCAAAUGAAAUUGCAUGUAAAAAUAGCAGCACUUCUGCAGGGUAAUCAGCAGGGUUCUUGGAAUCACAGUUCCUAUAGCAGCUUCAAGAAACUUGGCUACUUUGGUGUGUUCUUAAUUUUCUGUCUGUAUUGUAGCCUGAUCCCCAGUGUUACUGAGAAGGUCACUGUCUCCAAAAGGAGUACUGGGAGCUCUCAGAGCCUUGGCUUUGUUUAGGACAAUAAACACAGCAGAGACUAGAGUAGUAAGUUGACUCUAACAGAGUAGUUUUCAAUCUUUUUAGAAUCGAGGCACCCUUCCAUAAUCUUGGUGAAUUGAGUAGCACUCCAUUUCUAACAUUAAUUUAUUGGUGCCUUGCCUGCUUGCAGAGGGGCUGGGAAAAAGGAGAAGCAGCUGACAGGAUGAGCAACUGGAAAGGAAGAGCCUGAAUUUACCUUCUGCCCAGAGCCUGAGAUUAUCUUGCUUGUCUCCUCUUUCCCCAUGGCACCCUUCAAAGGCUGUCAUGGCACCCCAGGGUUGAGAAGCAGUACUCUUGAAGCUCAGCACAGUCCUGUUAAUCUGUGCGUAUAUGAGAGCUGUCAGUGCCAUCAGUUGGAAUAGGGGCCCCAAGGGCAAGUGUGCAUCUGUAUUUUGGGGUAAAAUGAAGGCUCAACCUCAAAUACCCUGAGUCUCAUGAGCUGCCCCUUCCUGUCUACGCUACCUUGCUGCAGCAUGGAGACAAGUAGUAGGCAGACUGAUUUCUAGAAGAACAGGAAACUAAAGCCCUUUUGGGAAUCACGCUGGCUAUUUGCAUCUCCUGUUUUAGACUCUAAUUACGGGCAAUAGAGACAGUCAGUGAAGUGCCGAAAGGCCACUAGUGGACUUCCUAUGCUUGUGGCCUGCAGUGCUCCGAUGAAUACUGAACUUACAGCAGGGGCAGAAGGGAGCCCAGCCUCGGGCUUUGAUGCCAAGGAGAGCUUUGGGGUUAGGCUGGACACCUGCCAGGAAGUGUGAGGUUAGGGGUUUGUAUUGUGGAUGGUUGGCAGGCUUGGGCUAGAGGGGAGGCCUAGGAGUCACUCAAGGUUACAGUGUAGACAGAUCUUGAUGCUCCUUGUCCAAACUAGGUUUCAUGAACAGUCUUGCAUUUUGGGUUCUCCUCAUCCAUGUCCUUGCACAGAUUUUCAGUCACUAAAUAAACAGAAGACAGAGGCAGUCAUGCUGUCAAUAUGAGAACCAGAAGAGAGGACAGAUUGUGAAGAUGGUUUAGCAGAAGCACGUAUAAUUUCUGUGUUUAAGAAUUACUGUGGGCUUGAUUCUGUGGUUUGAUACCUGAUAGAGGUGGUAUGGUCUCCCCUUUCUUGGGGGGAUGGGAAGGGGAAACUUUGUCAUGGCCCUGUAUGAACCAUCUAUUCAUUGUAGGUUGUAGGGGCACACGCUUCCUACAACCUACAGUAAGAAUCAUACCUGGAUGCUGCAACAGGAAACAAGUACCAGUUUCAAAAAGAAACAGUGGAGGCAAACUGAGGUUAACGGUUCAGCUAGAAUUUAGAUCCUUGUUAGGUUUAAGGAGGGAAGAGAGGUCCAUGAGCUACCACUGCAACAAUGACAACAACAACAACAACAAAUUAAAAGCAAGGAAACUAGCAAAUGAUGCCAUGCUACACUGGAGUGGGCAGCAUUGUGUUUAAAGGAGGCUUGUAAAAGAGCAAUGUGGCACUCUGUUAAAAGAUUUAGCCAGCCUCAGAAAGUGUGGGUCUUAAUUAAAGGGUUCUUAGAAAGCCCUGAAGGGCUAUACCAGCCUACAGCAUCUAAUCUCCUUCCCAGUAACACAUGGGAGGGUUUAGAAAGCAUCAUCAGUUACAGGGAAAUAAGGAAAACAGUGCAAACCUCAGGGCAUUGCUGUAACUUAGAUGGGACAGUAACAUAGCAUUCAGACCAUUUGGGGCCUUCUCUUCUCCCCAUUGAAGUUCAUAGUCAAAACUCAUUGAUCUCAGUUGAACAGAAUCAGGUCUUUAUAGCUUGACCAUGUGUAAAUUAGGUGUCUUAGCUUUAUUAAAUGAAAGCAUUCACAUAAUUGUUGCUCAGAGGCAGGCUGUCUGCCAACAGGAUACCCCGCUGGUGAAGUAAUUCUGUGGGUUAAGUGCAUGUUAUGUAUAAUGUAAAAUUAAUGUAUAUUAAUUAGGCUGUUUUCAGUUCCAUUCAGGGAUUGUGUUUCCAUUGAAUGCCAUAAUAAAAUUAAUUGACUGCUUAUUUAAAAUAUCAAACAAUUGAACCAAAGUUUUUUUUAAUCCCAAGCUGGCAGUCAUGAAUAGGCAUCUAGAAGUCACAACUAGCCUGCCUUUCCCAUAUUGCUAAAUCAGAGGGAGGUCCCAGAUAAACAGGUACAGGGUGCUCAGGGGUGCUAGUAUGGACAAGUUUGGAACUCCUCAUUUUAUUCUAUCCAUUUUUCUACUUCUAUAUUGCUGAGGUGUUCUUUUAAGAAUACAUUGACUGGUUGUGUUAUCCCAAGGAUCAAAAGCAUGUCCUAAGGCAAAUCCUGAGGAUAGUAUUAUAAUAAAAAUACCUUGUAUGGAAUAUAAAUGUUAUCCAUUGUUGAAAAAAUCAUGUUGAUAGCAUUAAGGGCUUGUUGUAAGGCAAGGAUUUCAAAGAUACAGCCCACAGGCUGGCAGUGGGCCAUGGAGCUGAUUCAACAGGACUCCCAGAGGAGCUUGGAAUUAGAUGGUGUGAGCCAGGGGUAGGACCUGCCACCGAAAUCUAGGGUACAGAACCUCAUCAGGGAUGCAUGUCAGUGGAGGGAUAAGCAACAGCUCUGUUAACACCUGCACUGCCAUUUCAUCCUGCCACUGGAAGUAGGUCCAGAUCUGACCCAUGAGAAGCCCCAUGAUCUGGAUCCAGCCUGGGGACCUGGGUGAGUUUGACACUCCGGAUGGAAGAGAACCUGAGGUGUGACUAUUUCAUGCACAAUAAACCACUGCCCACACACUUAGUUGUGACUGAGCAGCUGUAGAAGACAACUGCUGAUUCAGCAAUCAUUUCCAUUGUUUGCCUUUGCAGGUAUAAUAAUUAAUUACAUACAUGCAGAGCCCACUUUUAUGAUAUCACCACUUUCAAUGUUAGGUACCUGUUUCUCAGUUUCAGUGCUUUCUUAUGUUAACCAUGAAACACUACAUUAUGCAUGCUUUUAUAAUAUACCGUUUUAGUGUGAUUAAUGAUGUAGACUUUUAUUGGAUAAAUAAAGUACU
This is a messenger RNA of Alligator sinensis (Chinese alligator), 8404 nucleotides long. RefSeq names its product fibulin 7 (gene FBLN7). The coding region runs from base 262 to 1581 and encodes 439 amino acids. The transcript is spliced from 8 exons. The record is from RefSeq and is a predicted model, not a curated record. NCBI's taxonomy places the organism in Eukaryota, Metazoa, Chordata, Crocodylia, Alligatoridae. Gene Ontology annotation, molecular function: calcium ion binding.